GACCAGAUUUCAGCAGGGAGUCGAUAUUUAGCGCAACACUUGGACUCGUUCAUAGCAAAUCGAAACUUCUCAUGACUUUUCCUCCAGUGUCAUAGUUGGUUCCCUCCCCCUUUCAGAACCUGUUAUUUCGACAAAAUGAAUGGUUCUCUGCACUCCACGACCGAAGCGGUGAACAUUAAACUGAAGCGUGGACCCGCAGGUUUGGGCUUCAACAUCGUUGGGGGUGUGGACCAACAGUAUGUUAUGAAUGACAGUGGAAUAUAUGUGGCCAAAAUAAAAGAAGAUGGAGCAGCAGCAUUAGAUGGAAGACUUCAAGAAGGGGACAAGAUCUUGGCAAUCAAUGGAGUAACACUGCAGGAUCGGACACAUAAAGCAGCAGUGGAACUCUUCCGCACAGCAGGGGAUGACGUGGAGCUCCGUGUUCUGAAAAAGUUGCCUCGACACGUUAAUGGACCUUCAGACCGUCAUUCUGAGCAUGAACCUUCAGUGUCGCCUCUCGGAGUCCUGGCUGUUUUAUUAGGAGCUGCUGCUGUCUUUGCAUUCAUUUACAUGCGGCAAAGGAAGACACACUUUUAACAAUGCCAUCAUUGUAUAAUAUUUUUAAAAUCACAAACUUUGCUGAAAGCCAAAGCAGGAAAAGGGAACAAACUCUUACAAAUAGGCUGUGGUUUUGAUCAGGAAUGUUUAUAAUCUGAGUUUUUGUUUUCACAUAUUCAUAUGUAUUAUGUGAUUAACGGUAGCUUCUCGUUGACCCUACCUAUGCAUAUCCUGUGCUGAAAAGAUUUUUAAUCUUUGUGGCAUUAAGGACAUUCUUUCUCUUGGAAUGUCGUUUGCGAAAGACUAUUAAAUCACUGGGUCAGAUCAGAUUGACUCAUGCGUCAUGUCUCCUUUAGAAACUGAAAGACUGUCAUGUUCAUUUGUUAAUUGGCCUAUAUGUACCUCCAUCACUAAAUGGUAGGUGUGUAUAAGGGGCAGUGAGGAAGCAAACCACUGUACUUGGAAGUUUUGUCAUGAAUUCAAGUGACUGAGUUUGAUUUUCAUUUUGCUCUGUUGUACUGAAUUCUUGGAAAAGUGGUAUUAUGGUUAAGAAGAAUCCAGUUCAUAUAUUGUUUAAUAAUGAACUUUUUAGUCUUUUCCAACCAGUGUUAAAUUCAUGUUGCUCCUUGUCAUGGUCAAAAUUAAAAUCAACUUGCAACAUCCUCAAAUGGUUUCACUUUGAUGUGCUUAUUCUAAAAUGGGACCAUGUCAGUCAACGUGAACCACUGAAGAAUAUUGUGUAAACAGUGUCCAGUAUUUAUAUGUCACAGGCAGGAGAGUUGUUAAUGCAGAAUCAACACUGGAAGACUUAGGGAGAAAGCUGCCGCAUUAUUGUCACAACCAUUUUAAAUGCUCGUUUUGUAUGGAAGCCAGUGCUUGGACUUGCACUGUGCCUUCUGCUAUGUGUUUUGCCUUUUUAUACUGAAUAUAAUAAAUAUAUUCAGAUGGGGUGGAAAAACUUUUGUGCAGUGAAAGAACAGCUUAACAUUGAGAAGAAGCAGUUUUGCUCCACAGAAAGACUUUGGUAGGUGAGUUGCUGUCACUUUAUUUGCACUAUAGGCAAUAAUGGAAAUCCAUAUUUUUAGCUAACAGAGCAAAUGACAAGUGAACAGUGUAUUUGUCCACAUUUUGGUGUGUAGCAUAUUUGACUAUAUUUCAUGAACUCUGUUUAGUUGGAUUGUAAAUGAGUCAAUUUGUAGUCAGUAUGCCAUGAAAUGACCAGAUGCACUUAAUUAUAUGAAGUUUGACUUCCAAACGUCUAUUAAAAGUCAUGUUGAAUUCA
Thalassophryne amazonica is the source of this 1819-nucleotide messenger RNA. It is a transcript of the gene synj2bp, whose product is annotated as synaptojanin 2 binding protein. Lineage: Eukaryota; Metazoa; Chordata; Actinopteri; Batrachoidiformes; Batrachoididae. The record is from RefSeq and is a predicted model, not a curated record. Bases 136 to 576 code for a protein of 146 amino acids. The transcript has 4 exons. Gene Ontology annotation, molecular function: protein binding.